UCCUUUACUUGUUGGUAAUUACUUGUUACUUGACGGUUAAGGCAUAGAGCUAUCCUAGACUUUGUCUCUUUGCAUUAAAGCUUUAAUAAUUAGGUUAUUCUCUUUUUAUUCUGAACAUCAGCUUCUUGCUUUUCUCUCUCGAUCAAGCAACUCUCAAGAUAAGAUGGGUGGAAGCGCAAUAAGUGAGGAUUGGGAAUUCACUACAAAUGGAGCUCGGACACUGGUUCUGGUUGGGCGUACAGGUAAUGGUAAAAGUGCCACAGGAAAUAGCAUUCUUGGAAGAAAGGCCUUCAAGUCUAUGUCUAGCUCGGCUGGUGUUACAAGUACUUGUGAGCAACAGAGGACUGUACUAGAAGAUGACCAAAUACUUGACGUGAUUGAUACGCCUGGAUUGUUUGAUUUUUCUGUUGAACCUGAAUUUGUUGGAAAUGAAAUUGUUAAAUGCAUCAACAUGGCCAAGGAUGGGAUUCAUGCUGUUCUUGUAGUUCUGUCUGUGCGAACUCGCUUUUCAAGAGAAGAACAAGCAGCAGUCCAGAGUCUGAGGGAGUUCUUUGGGAGCAAAAUUAGUGAUUACAUGAUUUUGGUUUUCACUGGUGGGGAUGAUCUUGAAGACAAUGAUGAAACUCUGGAUGAUUACUUAGGUCGUGACUGCCCCGUGCCUUUAAAGAAUACCCUCACGAUGUGUGGAAAUAGGCGAGUGCUCUUUGAUAACAAGACUAAAGAUCCUUUGAAGAAAGCCGACCAAUUGAAACAACUACUUUUCCUGGUAAAUGUGGUUGUAGAGAAUAAUGGUGGAAAACCAUAUACAGAUGACUUAUUCAAGGAAUUAAAGAAAGGAGCCAUCAAACUUCAUAACCAGGCAACUGAGGUUAAUUCCUUGGUGGGAUAUUCUAAGCAAGAGAUACUAGAGUUGACGGAGCAAAUGCAAAAGUCGUACGAAGAGCAACUGAAGCGAAUAACUGAAGUGGUUGAGUCAAAGCUGAAGGAGACCACACAUAGGCUUGAAGAGCAAUUGGCGAAAGAGCAAGCUGCUCGGUUGAAGGCUGAACUAAGUGCAAAAGAAGCGCAGAAGAAAUCGGAUGACGAGAUUCGCAAGUUGAGAGAAUACCUGGAGAGAGCUCAGAAGGAGACUGAAGAGCUCCGAGGUCGUUCAGAGCGUAGCGGUUGUAAUAUUCUGUGACAAAGUUGUAAAUACUUUGGAAGAAUCUGCCUGCCGCUAAAGUGAAUUUACUCUUGCUUCGACUCUUUUACACCCCCUUCUAUAUGCAGAAGAGAUUGAUGUGUUGGUAAUAUAUUGCGAUAUAACAUCUCGAUAAUGUUAAAUAUU
Molecule: messenger RNA, 1327 nt
Organism: Lycium barbarum (goji berry)
Lineage: Eukaryota; Viridiplantae; Streptophyta; Magnoliopsida; Solanales; Solanaceae
Product: immune-associated nucleotide-binding protein 9
Exons: 6
Coding region: 164-1180 (338 amino acids)
Molecular function (GO): GTP binding
Source: RefSeq, a predicted model, not a curated record